Molecule: messenger RNA, 447 nt
Organism: Hyaloperonospora brassicae
Lineage: Eukaryota; Oomycota; Peronosporomycetes; Peronosporales; Peronosporaceae
Source: the annotation of a GenBank genome assembly
AUGGAAGCGGAGGAGGCAAGGUUGGCGAAGAUGCCGAAGUUAAAGUUCGGUACUGUUGUGCAGAAGCUGGUCAAACGCGGCUGGUUUUAUCGUCCAGGACGUUUUGAGUACGACUACUUUACGCCAGGUGCCAAUCCGAAGACCGCGGUGGCCGGCGAAGAUCGGUUUGAGAGUGCCUCAGCGCUAGAGGUUUAUCUGAAGACGACCGGGAUUUGGGAAAAGAUUGCAGAGGAGGUGGCGCAUGAGGAGCGUGCUGAACAGGACAACGAGCGUUCCAGCAUUGAUUCGCAGGACCGGCCAACGUCGACUGGCAAACUCGAGUCCCCUCUUCCGGCAUCAGCGCAGUCACCAAAGAAAGCACUAAACGACGGUGCGCAGAAAGAGGACGUAAAGGCCAUUACGAACGACAUUUGGGCCAAUUCGCACGAGUUUGAUUUCAACGAGUGA